Molecule: messenger RNA, 1698 nt
Organism: Kuraishia capsulata CBS 1993
Lineage: Eukaryota; Fungi; Ascomycota; Pichiomycetes; Pichiales; Pichiaceae
Exons: 1
Coding region: 1-1698 (565 amino acids)
Cellular component (GO): fungal-type vacuole lumen
Molecular function (GO): metallocarboxypeptidase activity
Source: RefSeq, a predicted model, not a curated record
AUGGAGAAGACCCAAAGACCCUCCAACUUCAAGGCAUACCGCUUUGUCGUUCUGGGGCUGACACUGGUUGUAGCUGCCCUAUACCACCUGCGUGUGUUUGAGCCUUUGCUGGAACAAUUCCACAAAGAUGUGGAGGUUUACGAACAAACCUGUCCCGUAUCUGUGAAGAUUGCCCCUUCCUCUUUCAGCAAGGACAACUCAACCGUGUUCAAGAUUAUCAAUUCGCCAGAAUUCAGAAAUGAAAGUGCUGGAAAACUUUCCAAGGCCGUUCAGGUUGACACCCAGAUUGGAGACGUUUGGCCUGAUGUUCCUGAAGCUCCUGAGCAAUGGGCUAUUUUCAAGGCCUUCCAUGCCUAUCUCGAGGAGACCUUCCCCACGGUCUACGAGAACCUAAAGGUUGAAACCGUCAACACCUACGGCUUGGUGUACACCUGGGCUGGUUCGGACCCCAGUCUGAAGCCUUCCAUGUACACGGCCCACCAGGACACUGUUCCAAUCCAGGAGGACACUAUCAAGGACUGGACGUACCCUCCACUCUCCGGCCACUACGAUGGAGAUACCGUCUACGGCAGAGGUGCUUCUGACUGUAAGAACCUUCUCGUUGCUCUUCUCGAGACCGUCGAAUUGUUGCUUGCCGAUGGCUUCAAGCCUACGCGUACUGCACUUUUCGUCUUCGGUUUUGACGAAGAGGCCCAGGGAACCAGAGGUGCCAAGCAUCUUGGUGCAUUCUUGGAUGAGAGAUACGGAAAAGACGGAAUCUACUCGAUUCUGGACGAAGGCUCUGGAGUUGUUGCAGAUGGUGAAAAGCUUUUUGGAAUUGCUACUGUUCGGGAAAAGGGUUACAUGGAUCUUGCAAUUGAGCUUACUACUCCAGGUGGUCACUCGUCUUUGCCUCCAGACCACACCUCCAUCGGUAUCAUGUCUCAAUUGAUUAACCUGAUUGAGGCUGAUGUUUAUGAGAAGGUUCUCACCGACGAGAACCCAUAUCUGCAGUUCCUCCAAUGCCAGGCUGAACACUCAGAUGUUCUUCCUGCUGCCAUCAAGGAGGCUGUUCUGCGCGCCAAGGUUGAUGACGAGGCCAAUGCUAAGGUUAUAGAGUAUAUGCAAGGUUCCAGAGCAUCCAAAUAUCUCAUCCAGACCUCUCAAUCGGUUGACAUCAUUAACGGAGGAGCCAAGGCUAAUGCCAUUCCAGAGAACACUCGUAUUGUCAUCAACCACAGAAUUGCUAUCGAAAAGACCAGUAAGGCCAUUCUAGACCGUAUGCUUGGCCGUGUCCAGACCAUCGCCAGAAAGAACGAGGUUGGUCUUAUCGAUUACUACGGAAACACCGUCUUGGAGCCCACUCCUCUUGGGUUCUUCAACCUGUCAAUUCUAGGAGGAAACAUUUUGGAGCCUUCUCCAGUGACUCCUUCUGAGGGUGAGGUGUGGGACCUGGUUGCAGGUGUUACCAGACAUGUUUUCGAGGAUGUCGUUUUCCCUGAUAUGAAGUAUCCAUUGGUCAUGGCUCCAGUGGUAUUCUCGGGUAACACCGACACCAGAUAUUACUGGAACCUGACCAAGAACAUUUUCAGAUAUACCCCUGCUAUUAUGGAUGUGAACUUGGGCCACAUCCACUCUGUUGAUGAGCAACAGGGAAUCGAGUCUCAUUUGCAGGCGAUUGCGUUCUUCUAUGAGUUCCUCCAGGCCAUUGAGGAAUAA